Messenger RNA from Tachysurus fulvidraco (yellow catfish), 8349 nucleotides. RefSeq names its product ceramide transporter 1a (gene cert1a). Gene Ontology annotation, cellular component: Golgi apparatus. Gene Ontology annotation, biological process: ER to Golgi ceramide transport. Gene Ontology annotation, molecular function: phosphatidylinositol-4-phosphate binding. The record is from RefSeq and is a predicted model, not a curated record. Bases 247 to 2811 code for a protein of 854 amino acids. The transcript is spliced from 19 exons. NCBI's taxonomy places the organism in Eukaryota, Metazoa, Chordata, Actinopteri, Siluriformes, Bagridae.
CCUCACAAAUUUGAUGAAUGCCGCUUUGACAUUAGUGUAAAUGACAAUAUUUGGUACCUGAGGGCUGAAGAUCCUGAACUUCGGCACCAGUGGGUUGAUACCAUUGAACUUCUUAAGGAAACAUGUUGCCCAUAAACACCGUUACAAGGGCGGAUUUCAGAAAAUGAUCCGCACACUGGACAAGAGGUACCAACUUCCCUCGCGGAACUAUUUCUCUCAAGUUGCAAUCCCUGAGCUUUACAACAAAUGCCGUGGACAACUAUGGACCUGUGGUCAAGCAGAACUACUGAACCCUAUAUUAGCCUAACUGUGCACUUUGAUGAUGAGGAGUUUGAACUGAAAAGCUGCUGCCUGCAAACAUCCUAUUUUCCCGAUGACCACACGGGAGAGAACAUAGCCAGGGGCUUGAGAGAGGCAUUGGCUGCAUGGGACCUUCGUGAGGAGCGUCAGGUUGCCAUAACAACAGACAACGGCACUAAUGUUGUCAAAGCGGUGGAGCUUAAUCAGUGGACUAGGUUCCAGUGCUUUGGGCAUAGACUUCAUCUGGCCAUCGUAAAUGCCCUGAAAGAUAAUGCACAAUGCAUUAACCGUGCUACUGGGAUAUGCAGGAAGAUUGUGGGCCACUUCUCCCAUAGCUGGAAGAAGAGAGUUGCUUUGAGGGAAGCACAAAGAGAGCUUAACCUCCCAGAGCAUGCCAUGGUGACAGAAUGCUCAACACGAUGGGGUUCUACUCAGAAAAUGAUCGCAAGAGUCCUGAAGCAGCAAAAUGCUUUGUCCAAGGUUCUCUCUGCAGAUCGCAAAGUGCGACACCUACUGCCCUCAUGGCAGGACCUGGAGCUCCUGGAAUCUGUCAACAAAGCACUCAGCCCACUCCAGGACUUCACGGAUGCCCUGUUAGGUGAACACUAUGUGAGCAUAUCUUAUGUGAAUACCUCAGUGCUGGCUGAAGAGGAAGAGGACAUUGGCCUGUCUAAAUCACUCAAAUCAAAAAUUUUGAACUACCUCAACGAGAAAUAUGAAGUCAUGCAGGACCUGCUAAACAUGCCCACAUUCCUAUAUCCAAGGUUCCGAACACAAUACAUCUCUGCAGAAGAGACCCAGACCUUAAAGGACCGAGUGAUCUCUGAGUUGAUAGAAAUUCAUCAGCAGCAGCCUGUAGCCCAAACAAGCAAUGCAGCGAUGGACAAGGAUAGCCUGGAUGUGGAAAAUCCACCUGCUGCUAAAGCCAAGAAGAAAACUCUAGCUAGUUUCUUCAAGGAAAUCACAUGCACAACAACACCAACAGCAUCAACCACAUUUGAUCCCAUGGCUGAGUCUGGCUAUGGUUCAGAGACCAGUUUAAGGCACCAUGGAUCCCUGCUGUCCCUCACGUCUGCCACCAGUGGUCUCUCAACCACUUCCACAUCUUCCUUUAAGAAAGGCAGCAGCCUCAAAGAGAAGCUGGCAGAGAUGGAGACAUUCCGAGAGAUUCUGUGCAAACAAGUGGACACACUGCAGCACUACUUUGACACCUGUGCAAGUGGAGAUCACAAAGAGGAAUUCUUCAGGGACGAAGUAAUUGAGGAUGAAGAAGUUGAUUUUGCCAGCUUACAGCCGGGUAGAAACUACCUCCUCAACAAUAACAGCAGCAAAGAGAUAUUCUCUAUGGCCAGCUCCAGAGGGUGCAUUGGCAUUGAUUUCAAAGGUGAAGCAAUCACUUUCAAAGCCACCACAGAAGGCAUACUCUCUACAAUGUCCCACUGCAUUGAUAUCAUGGUCAAACGUGAGAAGACCUGGCAAAAGCAACUGGAUAAAGAAAUGCAACAGAGAAGGAAAGUCGAAGAAUCCUAUAAGUCAGCCAUAACAGAACUGAAGAAGAAAUCACACUACGGUGGACCAGACUAUGAAGAGGGGCCAAACAGUCUCAUCAAUGAAGAUGAAUUCUUUGAUGCUGUUGAAGCAGCUCUCGAUAAACAAGACAAGAUUGAGGAGCAGACUGAAAAGUGCAGGACCUCUCGGCCAGUUACAAUUAACUCCUCUCUUAAUGCUCACAAAUACACCAACAAGCCACUUAGUCAAGCUUCCUCACUGUCCUCUCUCGACUUAGUCAGUGCAUCUGAUGACUUGCACAGACUGAGUGUACAGGUGGAGGAAAUAAUACAGAGUCACAUGACUCACUCCUUACAAGAUGUAGGUGGAGAUGCUAACUGGCAACUUCUUACUGAGGAGGGUGAGCUGAAGGUGUACAGGAGAGAGGUGGAGGAGAAUGGUGUCGUGUUGGACCCUCUCAAAGCCACACAUGCUGUUAAAGGGGUUACAGGUCAUGAGGUCUGUCAUUAUUUCUGGGACACAGCCUUCCGGUAUGACUGGGAAACGACUGUCGAAAACUUCAAUGUAAUAGAGACAUUAUCAGACAAGGCAGUAAUUAUUUACCAGACUCAUAAGAGGGUGUGGCCUGCUUCGCAAAGAGACAUCCUUUAUUUGUCAGUUAUCCGCAAAAUCAUCUCUACCAAUGAGAAUGAACCAGAUACGUGGAUUGUGUGCAAUUUCUCUGUAGAUCACGAUGGAUAUCCACCCACAAGCAGGUGUAUCCGUGCCAAAAUCAAUGUGGCUAUGAUCUGCCAGACGAUAGUCAAUCCACCAGAGGACAACAAAGAGAUUGGCCGAGACAAUAUUCUCUGUAAAAUUACUUAUGUAGCCAAUGUUAAUCCAGGCGGAUGGGCACCAGCAUCAGUCUUACGUGCAGUUGCAAAGAGAGAAUAUCCUAAAUUCUUAAAGCGAUUCACAGCAUAUGUUCGAGAUAAGACCAGCGACAAAUCAAUCCUCUUUUAAAACAGGUUGCCAGCCUCCCUUAAAAAUAUCCGUAAGAGGCCUUAUCCAUCCCUUCACACUCAAAAUCUCAACCUGAGGCGCUUCAGAGAACUACUUUAUCCAGACAUCUUUCAUUCACUAUUUACAUGAAAUAGUAUUCUGGAUCAGGAAUAUCAAUGUUCGUAUAUAAAGUUCCAGACGGAGUAUUCAGGUAUUCAUUUUACACAAUGAUUAAAUGAACAGUACAGCCCUUGUUCAGGUUUUAGCAAAUGGAUACUUGUCUGUUGUGACUUUUAUAAGAGUUCAAGUGUUUACUUAUUGCAUUAUACAUAUUUGGGUUCAUGUUAUGUGCACAUUCACUAAUGUCUUUAUUAUAAUUAAAACCCUACAAACAUCAUAACAAAGAGCUUUAAACAAACAUUUUUUUUAGUGGCCCAUGUCUUAAUUUUAUGUAUAUAAUUUAGUAUGUAUGUAUGUAUGUAUGUAUGUAUGUAUGUAUGUAUGUAUGUAUGUAUGUGGUAGAGCUUAAAACAUGCUGGAUGCAGAGGUUGAUAAACUGGGAAGCAUUAUGAUUAAUUGGGUUGUCAGAUACUGGCACGAGAACAAAAUGGUGAAGAAUAAUAUUCAUUUUUGUGAAUGUUUUGUUAAACAUUUGACCAAAUAAUGCAGAACUACCUUUACUUGUGUAGCCCGUCUACUCUCACAAGUUGUAAAAAGGGGCCCUGAGUUCUCAUCAAUGAACCUGUUUGGAAAUAAUUUAUAGUUUCCCGUUUUUAUGCAAAUUAAAUAAAGAAAGAAAACAAAAUACAAGUUAUAAAUGCUCUUUCCCCAAACCAGGGUUCGUACACAUUUUUACCAAUAAAAUUCCAUGACUUUAAGUAAAUAUUCAUGACCUAAUGUUUCAUGAAAUGUCUAUACAUGUAAAUAAGAAGAAAAUCCAUGUUACACUCAGCAUAUUUUUAAUAAAAUAAAUGACAAGCUUUGUAGUGUAGAAUACAAAAUAACCAUUUAUUUAAAUAACUUAUUUAAAUAAUGUUAAUUAGGGACCUUCCUGCAUCUUUCUGCACUUGCUUCAGGAGUAUUUCGAAUACUUUCCAGUUGACGUUCGGUCAGUCCAUUGAGAUCUGGACAAGAUUCUUGAUUCUGAUCUCUGAGAGCAAGUUAUUCAUUUUUUCAGCUAUGUCUUGAGCUGAUGAAUGGCCCAUGAACUCUGAGCCGAUGUAUUUAGUCUUCACCUCGGACCCAUUCCAUAGCCUGACAUGCAUGUCUAACUGUUUAGACUGUAAAUAGUGAUUCAGGCUUUCAUCAAAAAGCAUAAAAUAGACGUUUUGCUUCGAUACAUCUGCCAAAGUCAGUUUCUUAAAAUAAGGAGCCAGUCCAAAAGUGCAGAAAUAUGAGCACUUGCGUUCGCCGCAUGCAAAGCUGGCCGCUACCUUGCUGUCUGGGAACAUAGUCUGAAAAAGCUGGCCUGUGUCUUCACAAGACUUUGUUUCUGGAUACAGCACUCAGAAUGGUCCCUUGUUUUACAGUGGAUGAGUGGGAACCACCCCUGUCCCACUCAGUGGAUUAGUGGGACAGGACCCACCCACUUUUUAUUUGCUUCCGACUCCCAUGUAAUUUAACCAAUAUUAUCAACUAUAUUCGAAUAUACAAGAUUGUGAAACCAUUUUUCCAUGACUUUUCCAAAACUCUCUGGGUUAAUUUAUUUUUCCAAAACUUUUCCAGGCCUGGAAAUUGUCAUUUUAAAAUUCCAUGACUUUUCCAGGUUUUUCAUGACUGUACGAACCCUGCCAAACUAUUGUGCUACACCACACGAUUUCACAUUAAAACACAAAUACUCUCAAUAUACACUUUUUGGAUAUGUUUUAGCUCAACUCAAAUGACAAAUUAGCUCAAUUGCAUUCUCUUUUCUACCCAAAUAAAAAUAACAUUCAGAAAUAAGUGUCAGAUUAUUUUAAAACAAAUCAACAUUGCAGGCCUGAAUUGAUGCUUGGGGUCAUUGAGACCAAAAACUCAGUGGUCGUUUUCGCACACUCAGAAGCAUCAAAUGAAAACAAGAUGGUAACUUAUUCCACUUUUGGUGGUAAUCCAAAGAACUAUCCGUCUGUCUCUGUCCGAUAGCAGUUAACAAUAUCUGUUACUUGUCUCCAGAACCACAACAAUCCGAAAGAAAUCCGUUGAGCUGUGUUAGCUAGCAGUCUCUGCUCAUGUACGUUGCUCUGUUCCUCUCGAUGUACUGACAAGGGGGUCUUCGGAAAAUGCACCAACACACACCAAUUCUCAGUCUCUCAGAAAGGUCCGUACUCAUCUUGCUGACAAUCGAAAGUCUUUACAAACUUUAAGCACUCAAACUCAGAGUUUUCAUCGCUUUUUGCAAGUGCUUUCUCUCUCUCUGUCUUUGUCCCCGGAGCAUCCGGUUGUAACAACAACAAAAAAUACAUUAAUAAAAUAAAAUCCUGCUAAUACAUUUUUCUAGAAAAAGACCACUCUGAAUUUACAGCUUUUAGAAACUAAACAAAAAUACAGACCUAUGAACUUUACAUUUUAAUUCACAACUGAAACUAUAUAUUUUAACCUUAAUUAAAUUAAUUAAAGAUUAAACAUUAAUUAAUUUUUUUUUUUUUUAAACAUUUUUUUUACAACUAACUUGUGUUUUUUUUAACUGGGCUACAUCCUCCCCCUUCUAAAUGUCUGGUGUUCUCAAUUUUCCUACUCCUAGACAGGAAAUGGGAAACGUAGCUGUUAUCUACAUUUCUAUCCUUUUCCAAUUUUAAUUAACACACCUCUGUGUAUAAUGGUAAUUGGCUGAUCUCUGCCUUUACCUGGCUCAUCAUAUGUUAACCACAGGUUUCACUGCUGUCUUGGGACUGCUCUCUUCACUGCUCUCUUCAGCCUCUCCAGACUUUCUGCCUCCCAAAACUCUAGGAUUGUCUGCCUCUUUAGUAACGUCUGCAGCAGUAUUGCCUGAGUCUUUAGCUGAUUCUGGGUUUUCUUGGUCUGGAUCACUUUCAGACCUCAAAGAAGAAUGCAGACUAGAUUCUGGUUGAAUUUUAUUAAGGAGUUCCUCCCCAGAACUAUCAUCCUCCUGUUUGUCAUUUACAGUAGUUGUGGACAAUCACUCGGCUCAACUUCUAAAAAAAGCUGAGGGCUCUACAGCACUCCUGGUUGCCUGGCCCAUAUUUCCUGAGCAUGUCGGUUGGGUCUACAAUACUCAAAGUCAGAGGACGAGUCUGAAUCAAUCAAGUACUUUAGGAAGUCUCCCCUUUUGUUCUUCCAAAGAUUUGGCAAAAAAAUCAAAUCAUCAAGGUAAACAAGAAUUUGGAGCAGGUUCAUGUCACCAACUGUUUUUUCCAUCAAGCGUUGGAAAGUAGCCGGGGAUCCAGUUAUAACCUAAGGCAUCCGUUUGAAUUGAAAGAAACCUAAUGGGCAGAAGAAUGCUGUUUUUUCCUUGUCUUCUUCAGCCAUGGCUAUUUCAUAAUAGCCACUUCUCAAGUCCAGUACUGAGAACCACCUACUUCCAGACAAGUAGUCCAGUGCGUCUUGCAAGAUGUGGUGUAUUGAUCGGGAACAGUCCGACUAUUCAUAAGAGGUAGUCAAUACACAUCCUUAUGGUCGGCUUGUUGUUCACCUGGCAGUAGACCUCUAAGGUCCUUUGUAGUUUUCCACUCUGCCUGCAACAGCAAGGUUAAUUUGCUUAUAAAGUCUGCAUCUGAAGCUCGUGUCUUCUCAGUGACUAUUAAUGACCAAGCUACUAAACUCUCAGGAAAAAUCACCUCAGACGGAACCUCUUACAGCAAUAAGGGCUUCCCUCAUUCACACAAGACUGUCAGGCUGUCACACAAGACUGUACCCUGCCCAAGCACUUGAUGGUUUGGAGAGUCGCUUUUAUUUGUGCUAUUUCCAUAUCUUCUGGGACAGUAACCAGCUGUCCAUGAGCCACAUCUAAACCUUCCCCUCUGCACCACCUCUUCAGCUCAGGAACUAACUCUGUCUGCCAUACUUAUUGUUUGUUUUUCAUCCAGUUUUUUUCUUUUUUUCUAGCUAUUUUAACUUUACUGGGUGCCCAAGACUAAUCCCUGCGGUGCCUCUAUUUUAUGUAGCAUGUCUACUCUCAAUAGUUUCAAAAGUUUCGUAGGUCUUGGGCUGCUUUUAAAAAAAAACUAAUCUCUCACAUUAAACAGUAGAAACAAAGUAAAGCCUGGAAUAUCACACAUUAACACUUUUCGAAUUCUUUAGUGUGUUCUUUAGAUCACUAAAAUGAAAACAACAAUGAAUCUGUUAGGAUUAAUUUAUAAUUGCCCAUUUUCAUGCAAAUUAAAUAAAGAAAUAAAUAUAAAAUACAAGUUAUAAAUGCUCUUUUCCCAAACUAUUGUGCUACACCACACGAUUUCACAUUUAAACACAAAUACUUUCAAUAUACCCUUGUUGAAUAUGUUUUAGCUCAACUCAAAUGAUAAAUUAGCUCAAUUGCGUUCUCUUUUCUACUUAAUAUUUUUUCUAUUCUCCUAAAUAAAAAUAAUCUUUACAAAUAAGUGUCAGAUUAUUUUAAAACAAAUCAACGGUGCAGGCCUGAUUCGAUGCUUGGUGUCCUUGAGACCAAAAACUUAGCAGUCGUUUUGCUCACAAUAAUCCCUCAGAUCUAUGUUUAGCUGGUUAGCUAGCCGUCUCUGCCUGUGCAUGUUCCUCUCACUGUACUGACAGCGGGGUCUCCGGAAGAUGCACCAACACUACGAAUUUCUUUUUGGAGUUCUCAGGCUCUCGGAAAGGUCCGUACUCAGUCGAAUCAUCUUGCUGACAAUCGAAAGUGUGAGAUUUUACAAACUUUAAGCACUUAAAAUCAGAGCUUUCAUCUCCAAACUGCUCCGUUAGCCUAUUAGCAUUUCCCCUCGUGCUUCAUGCUUUUCGCGCGUGCUCUCUGUCUUUGUCCAAAAAAAAAAAAAAAUGUAUAAAAGCCUGCUUAAUCAAAUACAUUUUUCUAGAAUAUGACCACUCUGAAAUUAACAGCUUUAAGAAACUAAACAAAAAUACAGAUGUAAAAUUUUUACAUUUUAAGCAUUUAUUAAUUUUAACCUUGCUUAAACAUUACCUAUUUGUUUAUUUAUUACAACUAAUGUAUGUUUUUUUUUUAAACUGGGCUACACUUGUAAUAGAGGACCAUCAUUUCAUGAUUUCAUUGGACCUAAAUAAAAUGUUUCAUAUUUACAAGAAUUUACAUAGAAUAUACAAGAAGUUUGUUGUUGUAGUAACCUGUUCUCAAAGUUUUUGUUAAGCACAUUAAAAUCUGUGUUAAUGUUAAUAUUUGCACUAAUUGCAAAAAGCGUUGCUGUACAGUAAACUGCAGAAUCGUUUGUGUGAAUGAAUUAUAGCGUGUGGAAUGUAUGAAAAAUUAUACAAUAAAUGACUAUAAUGCCUGUUAAUAUGUAACACUGAGCUUUCCAGAAUGUGUUUGUGUUUGUGAAAUUUAUUUGCGAGUAUACAGUAAGCAAAUAUCAUUCACACGUUUAUAGCACUCUAGAAUGAUUAAAGCUUAUGAGGAUGUUAAUAAAGUUUCCAGCUUUA